CCAAGAGACUCGCUGUGUGUGUGUAAUUAAAGCAAUUUUAUAUAUCAAUCUUCCGUUGGAAAUCACCUUGUCCGUCGUUGGCGGUGAGAGAAAAAGUGUUAAAUAGUUGGGAUUCGAUGAUUGCGGGGUAUUUAUAAGUAGCCAAGCAUUUACUUAAAUAGUUUAGUCGCUGAUCAACUCAUUCCCGGUGUGCAUCGACGGUUGAGGAGUUGCGAGCUCUGUGUUUUUUUUGGCAAGUGUGUGGUGUGUCGUGUGAGAGGGCAUUUCGUGAUUACCAUUCUGCCGUUAUUAUCUUGUGAACGUGAGAGGAGGAAAUCAGACGACAAGAUGCCUGCAAACGACCAAUUCAACGUGGAUGUGCAAACAGUGGAGGACUUCCAUGUGUCUAGUGGUUCAGAGAGUGCUGGAUUGUCUGAGGAGGAUGAGGAGUUUGCCCAUCGUGAUGGUGAACACAAGUUCGGUGCAAUCAAGACGAAUCGAGUGCCGUGCGGCGCACAGGAGGAUUCACGGUAUCAGAGCCAGACAAAUAGGACUCAUGAGCAUUUCCUGAGGGAGUGCAUCGAGGAGUUGCUGGAGAAGGCCAUCUUCAGUGGCACUGACAAGGCGAACAAGGUCCUGGAGUGGCGCAAUCCAGAGGAUCUCGCCGCUACACUCAAUCUCGACCUGUCCACGGAUGGCGAGUCGGACAGCCAAUUGCUGGAGCACAUCCGGCAGACGAUUAAGUACUCCGUGAAGACGGGCCACCCGUACUUUGUCAACCAGCUCUUCUCCACUGUGGACCCGUACGCUCUGGCCGGACAGUGGGUGACGGACGCCCUCAACCCCAGCGUGUACACGUACGAAGUGGCCCCCGUGUUCACCCUGAUGGAGGAAGUGGUGCUGCGCGAGUUGAGACGCAUCGUUGGCUUUCCCAAUGGCGAGGGCGAUGGUAUUUUCGCGCCUGGCGGCUCAAUUGCAAACGGAUAUGCAAUUAGUUGCGCAAGAUACAAAAAUAUGCCAGAUGUGAAGGCCAAAGGACUUCACGCAAUGCCACGUUUGGUGUUGUUCACAUCCGAGGAUGCUCACUAUUCUAUUCAGAAGUUGGCCUCAUUUAUGGGUAUCGGUGCCAAUAAUGUGUACUCAAUACGUACAGAUGCAUGUGGUAAAAUGCAAAUGGAUCAUUUGGAGAGCGAGAUUUUGCGUGCUAAAUGUGAAGGUGGCCACCCAUUUAUGGUAUCAGCAACGGCAGGUACGACAGUGCUCGGGGCGUUCGAUCCACUCACCGAAAUUGCCAACCUGUGCGAGAAAUACCAGCUCUGGUUCCAUGUGGACGCCGCUUGGGGUGGCGGAGCACUGGUUUCCCCCAAAUAUCGCACACUCCUAGCCGGAAUUGAAAGGGCUGACUCAGUGACAUGGAAUCCACAUAAAUUAUUGGCAGCACCUCAACAGUGCUCGACAUUCCUCACUCGGCACGCUAAUCUGCUGAAGCAAUGCCAUUCCUGUAAUGCGUCAUAUCUGUUUCAAAAGGACAAAUUCUACGACACUAAGUAUGACACUGGUGACAAGCACAUCCAGUGCGGGCGUCGUGCCGAUGUCUUCAAGUUCUGGUUGAUGUGGAAGGCGAAGGGCACGAGCGGCCUGCAGCGGCACGCGGAGAGGGUCUUCGAGAUGGCUGAGCACUUCACCGAGCAAAUUCGCCAGCGGAGCGACUUCGAGAUGGUCGUGGAGCAGCCAGAGUGCACGAAUGUGUGCUUCUGGUACCUGCCGCCCAGCCUGCGGGGGUGCCCGCGUGACGACGAGUUCUGGGCCAAGUUGCACAAAGUGGCGCCGAAAAUUAAGGAGCGCAUGAUGAAGGAGGGCUCCAUGAUGAUCACAUACCAGCCACUGAGGCAGAAGCCCAAUUUUUUCCGGCUCGUCCUCCAGAAUUCAUCCCUCGAGAAAUCAGAUAUGCUGCACAUAAUUAACAAAAUUGCACAACUUGGUGAGGAUUUGUGAGAGGCAGUGUAAAAUGAAUUAUUUAGGAGGGAAGUUUUACAUCCACCCUCCGUGUUUAUAUCACACAUAACGUAUAUUUUAGAGAUAAUUCUCCGUACAGCUCUAAAACUUUCUGUAAAUACCAGAUUUCUUAAUUAAUCCCCGCGCCACUCUUGUGGAGAGAUAUGCAGAGGAGAGCAAAGAAAAAAAAUGCGCGCCCUCUCGCAAACCGACGCCCAUCCUCAUAAGGAGAAGGAAGAGAAAAGUUGUUUUAAUGAAUGAUCGAAACAUGUAGAUAAGUGGACGAAAUAAAGAUAUCCAGGCAAUCCAUUAGAAACGAGAA
Molecule: messenger RNA, 2296 nt
Organism: Phlebotomus argentipes
Lineage: Eukaryota; Metazoa; Arthropoda; Insecta; Diptera; Psychodidae
Gene: black
Product: cysteine sulfinic acid decarboxylase
Exons: 3
Coding region: 328-1974 (548 amino acids)
Biological process (GO): carboxylic acid metabolic process
Cellular component (GO): cytoplasm
Molecular function (GO): carboxy-lyase activity; pyridoxal phosphate binding
Source: RefSeq, a predicted model, not a curated record